AUGUCCUUUCUACUGUCCUUCCUGUCCCUGCUGCUGCUCCUGUUGUUCUUAAUUUUUAUUAUUAACUUCUGUUUGUUUUGUUCGUUUGCUGCUUUCGUUGCUGUAGAACGCUCCUCAAGACUUAGGAAUUAUUGGACGACGGUUCAGAAACUCUGGCCAAAGCCACUGGAAGCAGGCUCAUUGGGAGAUCGAUUCAUUGUGCUCAGACCCCAAAAGACCAUCACCACCCAGACCAAAGAAGAAAGCCAAGAACAACAGACCCAAUCCGAAGUCCACAAGGGAAUCACUUGCUCAGUUCCGGGAGUUGAGCCCUUAUCUAUUGGGGCUGUCUGGUUCCCGGAGGCCCCAGCUAAAUCUCUACAGCGACUAAUCAUUCACUCUACCCGAUACCGCUUGUCUUGGGAUAAGAAAACCACAUUCUCUGCUGCCUUCCAGGAUGGAAUUACUGCCUAUGUUUAUGCGCUCGAGGUUCUCAAGAUUCCAGUUGAUCUGAGCACUGAAUCUAUUGAGCAUAUGCUCCUGAACCGCAAUUAUAUCACUGACUUUGUCAAACAGAAUUUCCUUGACUGGGGCCGGAAGGCUUUUACACCUGAGAGAUGGGAUAGCAGUAAUUCCUGGAUUAUAUUUCUAAGGAAUGAGACUCAGCUGGGUAUCCUGGUCUUUAUCAAUGCUGGUACAUCAGAAGUUUUCUAUGAUAAUAUCAUGAAGUUUGCAGAGAACUUAAAGAAAAAGAGUAAUGAGAUUAAAGUGCUUGAAACUCCUAAUACAGCCCAUGUUCCUUAUCGGCUGGGUAAGAAUUGGAACCUGGAAGAUGCUCAGGCUAUUUGCUUGACAACCAUGACUAAAUUUCUCGAGAAAACUGGUGUUUGA
Molecule: messenger RNA, 870 nt
Organism: Aspergillus costaricaensis CBS 115574
Lineage: Eukaryota; Fungi; Ascomycota; Eurotiomycetes; Eurotiales; Aspergillaceae
Exons: 4
Coding region: 1-870 (289 amino acids)
Source: RefSeq, a predicted model, not a curated record